GAGCUCGUCCUUCCCGCCGGAGUCUUCCUCCGUCCCUCCGGGGAGGUCUUCAACGGCACGGUCAAAGCCAGCGUCACCUUCCUGGACCCCAGGGACAUGGCCACGGCCAGUGCUGCCUCCAGUGAUCUCAGCUUUGUCAACCCCGAGGGGGAGAUCGUUCCCCUGAGGACCUACGGCAUGUUUGCCGUGGAUUUUCGGGAAGGGGAGAGCGGCUCGGCGCUGCACACGGGCCGAAGGAAGAGGGAGGAGAGAACCUUCCUGGUGGGGAACCUGGAGAUCCGCGAGAGGCGACUCUUCAACCUGGACGUGCCAGAGGAUCGGCGCUGCUUCGUCAAGGUCAGGGCCUACAGCAAUGAAAAGUUCACCCCCUAUGAGCAGCUGGAAGGGGUGGUCAUCAGCCUCAUCAACCUGGAGCCCCAACCUGGCUACCCCACCAACCCCCGGGCCUGGGGCCGCUUCGACAGUGUGGUCACAGGCCCCAACGGCGCUUGUCUCCCCGCGUUCUGUGACGCGCAACGCCCCGACGCCUACUCGGCCUACGUCACCGCCACGCUGGGCGGGGAGGAGCUGGAAGCUGUGGCCUCCAGCCCCAAGCUCAACCCCAACGCCGUUGGGGUGUCCCAACCCUACCUGGGCAAGCUGGGCUACCGCCGGUUGGACCACGAUGACCCCAACCUGAAGAAGACAGCUUUCCAAAUCAAUGUGGCCAAGCCCGACCCCAACAAUGUUGACGAGACCAACGGGCCGAUCUACUCCUACCGCAGCCUGGAGGAGUGUGAGAAGGCACCAACCAGUGCCAACCAUCUGCGUUUCUACCGCGUGGAGGUGGACAAGUACGAGUACAACGUGGUGCCCUUCAAGGAGAGCGAUCUGACCUCCUGGACCGGCGACUACCUGUCGUGGUGGCCCAACCCUCAGGAGUUCAGGGCUUGUUUCAUCAAGGUGCAGAUCGAGGGGCCGCAGGAGUACAUGGUGAGGUCAAGGAACGUCGGGGGCAGCCACCCCCGUACCCGAGGGCAGCUCUACGGGCUGAGGGACAGUCGGAGCGUGCGGGACAUGACGCUGGAGAACACCUCAGGAGCUUGUGUGGAGUUCAAGUGCAGUGGGAUGCUCUUCGACCAAAGCCUGGUGGAUCGCACCUUGGUGUCCAUCAUCCCUCAGGGAAGCUGUCGUCGCACGGCCAUCAACAGCCUCCUCAGGGAGUACCUGAGCAGACACCCACCCGUGGCAGACAACAACCACACAGGAGCCUUCACCAUGCUGGCACCGGUUGACCCGUUGGGUCACAACUACGGCAUCUACACGGUGACAGACCAGAACCCUCGGCUGGCCAAGGAAAUCGCCAUCGGCCGCUGCUUCGACGGCACC
Molecule: messenger RNA, 1368 nt
Organism: Acanthisitta chloris (rifleman)
Lineage: Eukaryota; Metazoa; Chordata; Aves; Passeriformes; Acanthisittidae
Product: cartilage intermediate layer protein 1-like
Exons: 2
Source: RefSeq, a predicted model, not a curated record